AUGGGCAGCCUGCAGGCCCAGGCCCAAGCCUUGCUGAAGUCGGACCCCGACCUUGAUUUCGUCUUGAUUCCUGGAUUAGAGGCCCCAUAUCAAGCCAGGUAUCUGACGCGGGUUUUCCGCACGGGAAUGGAUGAUUCCAGCACCGACGGGAAGGGCAAAAAAAUGAAGCGAGCUGCGCCCUCCGCCUCGGCCGGCGUUUCCUCGAUCAUUCACGUCACGACCCUACGCCUCGCCCCCGCGGAGCGCACCUAUGCAACGGCAGCCGCACUUUGCCGACACUUUGGCUGGAGCAAUGUGGUACUCUUGAGCUCGGAUGAUGAUCGCAUGCAAUCUGCGCAGGGAUUACGUCAACAGUUGACCGCCGCAGGCAUCCAUAUCCGCCGUCAUCAAAUAUUUUCUCCUUCCCACACCUACCAAGGUGCAGCAAGCUCCGCCUCCUCCUCAUCCAUCCUUUCACAUGAUCUAGAUGCAAUCCGCACUAGUGGAACUCGUAUAGUCUUCCUCCUUUCCUCCUGUCGAGCCACUCACCAGGUUCUGAGCGCGGCGCGACAAAAGAAGAUGCUAAGGGAUUACGCCUGGGUAGUCCUGCAUCCGAAUUCUGCGUGCGCCUUGGAUGACGCGCCAAGCGGUUUUCACGAUGCAGAUGUCUCGGAGGAAGGGGAGUUGGCGCUCUUGGAGAUGUACCAAGGUGUGUUGGGCCUGGUCUGGGACGGCGCGACGGCCGCGAACGGCGCGGCGUGGUCCUCCACCGGCAAGACAAGCAAUUCGUCGGACAUUUCCUCGCAGGCUGCCGGUGCUCUGAGCGACUUUUGUAGAGGCAGCGAUAGCCACGCAUACGACGCCAGUGGCCCUCUAAGCGAGCGGGAGCCGGCGGGUGCCCCGGCGGAUGUGCUGGACCUGUCCCCUCGCUUCCUCUUCGAGACCAUGCGACACUUGGCAUCUCUUUCCUCCACGCCCUCGGCCAAUCCCUCCCCUGCGUCUUCGUCCCAUCCUGUUGGUGAGGUCAUGCGUGACACGGUGGGGGGCAGUGACAUGGACGGAGACGUGGUGCUGCACCCGGACCUAGCCGUAUCGGUUUUGAGCUUCUCGGGCGCGCGGCGGGCGUCAUGGGAGGCCUCAGGGGGUAAACCUGCCUCCAACGACACUCACGGUGUGAGUGAGAGCGCGAGCCGGGGUAAAAGACGUCGGGGGAGCAACAGCACCGCCAACAAGGACCCGGUACGGAUUGAGGUCAUCCAUCAGCCUAUCGCCCGCUUGGCUCUAUCCCCCCAUGGCAUCGAUCCGUCAUCCUCCGCCCCUGCAGAUCCCUUGGACAGUCUGGGACGCCUGGAGCUUUUGACGGCACGGCCCCUCCGGUGGCCUGGGGAUGUGCGAGCGCAGCCGCGAGACCUGGUGGAGGGGUGGGGUACGCAAGGGGAGGGGCCCGACUUCCUCUUCUCUCCCACGGCGGGGCGGGACAUGCAGGGCCUGGUCCAUGGCCUUGGGCUCUGGUCGGUGAUUUUUGGGAUGGCCGCGAUGUGCAUUGCCCUGACGCCCUUGUGGAACUGGGUGUACAAGCGCCUGUUCAAGCGCAAAGAGCUGUCUCCUCCCUGUCUGGACGGGGGCUGCGCACCCAUCCCUGCCAUCAGCGAGGUGAAGGACGCGGCCAGCCAGGAGGAAGACCGCGCCUUCAUUGCCACACGCAUGGCGGAGCUCACCGAAAAGCAAGCGGAGCUCCUUCGAUCCGUGGAGGUGGACAUGAAAGACGUGGUAAUGAAGCGGCGCGGGGGGGGCAUCGGCCAGGGAUCCUUCUCUAUUGUGUACAAGGGAUACUACCAGAACUCGCACGUGGCGAUCAAGGUGCUGCGACGGGUGGAUGAACGAAAUUUCCGGCGGUUCUUGGAGGAGAUUAUGCUGCACAAAGAUCUGCGGCACCCCAAUGUGGUCAUGUUCCGGGGAGCGUCGUGGCGAGACGGGCGGUUGCUGAUGCUGAUCGAUUACGCGGGUCGUGGGACAUUGGCGGACGUGCUGCGACGUUCUAAAGGCACUUUGAGGUGGAAACCUGUCAAGCUUAACAUGGCCCUCGGGAUUGCCAAGGGCAUGGCAUUCUUGCACCAGACGCGGUAUUACGACAUGUGGACGUCGUCCUAUCAACGCUGUGUGGUUCAUCGGGAUCUGAAGCCUCAGAACAUACUUGUCACAGACUCUUACCACGUCCAGAUUACCGACUUCGGAGAGGCCCGCACCGUCGACCACGAGAACACCAUGACCCAAGUGGGCACACAGCUUUUUGUGGCUCCGGAGGUGGUCCGGGGCGAGCGCUAUUCCGAGAAAUGCGACGUCUACUCCUUUGCGGUCGUCCUCCUUGCCAUGCUCGAGCUUCGGCCGGAUGUCUUGGACGUUUUUGCGGAGUCUUUGUCAGAGGUAGAGCGAAGCGAAACGGGUAUUACGAAGGAGCGACUGAAGGAACCGGAAGGCGUGGAGGUCACGGACGCUUGUAAAACCUGCCCGCUCAACAAGGCCAAUCAGCCACCGCCCGGGGUCUCCUUGGCGCAGGCUCAGGCGGCGGCCUCCACGCCCGAACACGAAUGCCCUCUGGCGCAGCAUAAGGAGUUCAAGGGGGUAGUGGCUCAUGCCGUGACACGUGCAAUUGUCUAUGAUGACUUCCGGCCCCCUAUUAAAGCAGUCAAUACUCGUUUCAAUGCCGCCAAAACAGAAGGUCAGGAUGCUAUCCUUGCCGUGGUUAAGGAGCAGUUCGGAAAGAAGGGCAAUCUGACUGCCUCGUCGACCGACCUAGGGUCAAAGCGUCUCGCCAAGAAAUUAGAGAGCUUGUACGAGCAGCUUGUGACGAUUGGCUUUCAAGAGAGAAAUGUCGAGCAGGCCUUGAGUGUAUGUACGCUCAGAAGUGGCGAGAGCCUCUCUCUAGAGGGGGUGCUUGACUGGUUAUGCCUCCAUCUGGGGCCUGAAGAGCUCCCAGCCCAAUUUGCGGACCCCAGCACUCAGGAGCUUAAAAACACCCGCGGCAACCUUGGCGUAGGACACGCAGGAGCUGUGGUCUCUGAGGAAGAACGCUUGGCCCGGAUAGCAGCGCGACAGGAGCAGGCCGACGACCCAAAGUACCGGGCUUUGAGGCGCGAGGACAUCGUCAGCGAGCAAGUCGAGGAGUCGCACGACGGGCAUGUCAAGCAAUGGAUUCUGCAGUACUCAAAGCGCGAAUCUGAGGCUGAAAUAGCUCGAAAGACAGAAGCUCGACCUCAAAAUUCCGCGAAAGAACGGUGGGACGCAUUACCACCUGAGGAACAAUUGGCUUUGCUAAAAGACAGCUACGAGGAGGAGAAGCUGAAAGCCAAGGAGGCUAAGGACAGCGGGCGUAUGGGGCGCCGCGAGAAAGCUGAGAUGGAGGCUCGUCUCAAGGAUAUUCGAGAGCAAAUGUCGGAAUUGAAUAUUGUGGUGGGGCAGCGGAGGCGAGAGAUGAAGCCACUGAAGGAGGGGUGGCAGUCAAAUGGCUCUGGGAGGGACACUGACCGGGGGGAAACAGGAGGGGGGAGGUGCGCUCUGAAAGGAAAAAAGGAGCAAGAGGAGAGCACGGACUUAGACGAAUGUCUGACGGGUAUGUUUGGGGACGAAGAGGAUGAGGAGGAAAUGGAGGACAAGGGAGUAGACCGAAGCAGCCUCUCUGGACCUGGUUCCUCGACACAAGCGCUCGCCAAGCACAAGGAAAUAACUGAGCGGUCGGUACUUGGCGGGCUAUUCGGCGACGACGAUGACAGUGACGAUACAGACGGGAGCGAAGGUGCACAGAAGGGCCGAUUCUCCCGGUCCACACGGUCCUCUCCCCCUCCCCGCGAGACAGCUGAAGACAGCCUGCCCGCUCUGUGUUCCCUCGCCCCUCCCUCGCCAGACCGCGCCGUACCUGGAGUUGCGGUAGAAGCGUCGUCCAAAACGGUUCCGCCCACAACUCCGCAACCGCAAUCGGUGGCUCCUGACUCAAGCCCAGCGCCUGCACUGGCCGUAUCCUUGGCGGCGGGCAUCCCCAAGGGCUGGACUGGCAAGACACCGCGGCGGCAGCUGGAGGAGUACCUGAAACGGAAACGUCUGGGCAAGGCUACCUUCCAAAAAACGCCGGGGAAAGGCUGCGUGCUCACCCUGCGAGACAUUUCGGGAAAAUUCGAAUCGGUCCAGGAGUUCGGGGCCUACGCCGACGCCGAGCACGCGGCCGCCACGCGCGCGCUCUACCGCCUAGAACCGAAGCUACAACUGUCGCGCGUCUUGCCCCCUCCGUUCCGGGACUGGUGGGCGGAAUGGCAGAACGAGGCCCGAAGGCUGCGCGAGCAAGAGGUGGCGGCGGUCAAGCAGGGGAAGAGAGACCGCAUCUCCCGACUUGUUGACUCCAUGAGGGAAGGGGCUGCGCUGUCAGCGGAGGAAGAGAGAACAGGCGAUGUGCGUCAAGGCGACGAUCACUGCCACGUGAGGGACAGUCCAGGGGUCCUUGCUCUUCCCAGCAUGUCGGACAUGAGUUGGGAGGAGCAAGUAUGCCUGGAUGAAGGCAUGGUGGAGGCCGAGGGGGGAGAACGCGGGGCGCCGACGAGGGGCACCGGAAGUCAACGGGAGAAGACGGGCGGUCCAAGGGGGGAUACCGCGUUGGGAGAAAGACUCCGAAAGGCCUUCGAGGCGAAGAGGGGGCAAGCCAGAUACCAGGAGCUUGCGCGCGUACGACGGGAACUCCCAGUGGCUGCGACACGCGAAAGUAUCUUGCAUAGCAUCGAAAAGGAGUCCGUGGUCGUCAUCUCGGGGGAGACUGGCUGCGGGAAGAGCACCCAGGUCGCCCAAUAUAUCCUGGAGGAAGCGUUGCUGCUUGGAAAGGGUCACAACGUCAAUCUUGUCUGUACACAGCCCCGUCGGGUGGCAGCCGUGUCCCUCGCAGAGAGAGUAGCGCAAGAGAUGGGCGAAGAAGGCGGAGCUGGAGGCCCCGGAGCAUUGGUCGGGUAUCAGAUACGGAUGGAGUCGAAGACAACUGCUGCUACACGGCUGACCUUUUGCACCACUGGCAUUUUGCUUCGAAAGCUGCAGACAGAUCCAGACUUGAGUCAAUACACGCAUAUCAUAUUGGACGAGGUGCACGAGCGUCAGGCAUUGGGAGACUUUCUUUUGGUGGUCCUCCGCGACCUCCUGAAACGGCGGCCGACCCUGCGUCUGGUCCUCAUGUCUGCAACCGUGAAUGCCGACUUGUUCAGUUGGUACUUCGGUAAUUGUCCGGUGUUUACAAUCCCUGGGCGUUGUUUUUCUGUGCAAGAGCAAUAUUUAGAGGAUACUAUAGAGGCAACAGGGCACUUUAUUGAAGAGGGCUCGGUGUAUGCGCUAAAGGAAGGCCGGGCGCAGUACCAACGGGCGACAGUGGAGGUGUCGGGCCGGGGUGGGAAUACUUAUUCGCAGGCGUUGGAAUGGCAAGAAGAUGACGCGGUGACGGAAGGGCGGCGCGGAUCGCGAUGGGUGGCAUUCAUGGAAGAAUGUCGAGAGGCCGGUUACAGUAAAGCCACGCUCAAAUCCAUGGGACGCGUGGACGAGUCAGUGGUCAAUUACGAGCUUUUGGAAGAUCUCCUGCGCUACAUCGUGGAAGUUGAGCCUGCAAAGGUCGCGAAGGGCGAAUCUGGCUGGAGGACAGGCGGUGCUAUCUUGGUUUUUUUGCCGGGGCUGGGCGAGAUCCGAGGAAUACUCGAACGCUUGCGCGGAGGUCGCUUUUUCCGCGAUGACAAUCAAUACUGGCUUCUUCCUCUACACUCCACCCUCUCCCCUGCAGAACAACGGAAAGUGUUCGAGCGCCCACGCCACGGCGUGCGAAAGGUCAUACUCUCCACCAACAUCGCCGAGACCUCCGUGACGGUCGACGACGUCGUGUACGUGGUGGAUUGUGGACUAGUCCGAGAGAUCCAACAGACGAAAGGCCGCGGGGGUGGAAGGGCGCUUGUCACAACCUGGUGCUGUCGGGCCAGCGCCAAACAACGGAUGGGACGUGCAGGGCGAGUGGGUCCUGGGGUGUGCUUUCGUUUGUUCUCCCGCCAUACGUUUCGAACUCUCAUGUCUGAAUUCGCCGUUCCUGAGCUACAGCGCACGCCUUUAGAGGAGCUCUGCCUGCAGAUUCGGGCGAACGAUCUCGCUCCCUCGUGUCGUGAAUUUUUGCUCAAGGCUCCCGAGCCGCCUGAGUUGGUGGCUAUCGAUGCGGCGGUCCGUGUGCUACGCGAAGUCGGGGCGCUGGCGUCUGCAGAGGAUGGAGCGGAGGGACGCGGACAGCAGAAACGAAAGGGAGGGGAUAACGGACGAUGCCUGGAAGGAGAGGAAGGAAUCCUCACACCGCUGGGCAUUCAUUUGGCCAAGUUGCCAAUGGACGUGCGUCUGGGGAAAAUGCUUGUCUUUGCAUCCCUUUUCCAAUGCCUUGAUCCUGUCCUUACUGUCGCCGCCGGUCUGAGCGGCAUCAAGUCUCCAUUCCUCGCGCCCUUUGGAAAAGAGGCCGAAGCGCGUGCGAUGCAUGCCAAACUUGAAGUCCGACAAAGCGAUUUCUUGACGCUGGUGAACACAUUUCAAGCCUAUCGAUCGGCUUGCCUGCAGGGGGGAGCUGCAGAAGAGCAUAAAUUUUGUUCCAAUCACUUCCUGAGCAAAAUUGCAUUACGGGAGAUGGCAAGCUUGAAGAGUCAGUUUUUCGGCCUGCUGGUGGACAUGCAGUUGGUGCGCAAGCCUCCAUGUCUCGGCCCGCAAGGGGGUGGCACGGUCAGCUACCGGGCUUUGGAGGAUUUCAUGGCCGGUCCGGAGGCUUUGCGGAAGGGUGGUGGAGUCAACGCUGAGGCCCAGAACAUAAAUCUCGUCCUGGCAGUGGUGGGAGCGGGAUUGUAUCCGCAUGUUGCCCAUGCUGUGGCAGAUCCUUCCAAGAAAAAUCCAAGCCUUUACCAUGGGCCCAUGAGCGCCCCAUCGAGCCCUGUCUACUUGCAUCCCAGCUCGGUCAAUUAUGGUGUAACAUAUUUCACCUCACCUUGGCUCGUAUUUCACGAGAAAUUUCACACCACUCGGGCUUACAUUGCCCCUACGUCGGUGGUGUCUCCCUAUGCUCUUCUGCUUUUUGGAGGGCCUUUGGUCGUUGAUCACUUAAAUAAUCGAGUGGUCAUCGAUGAGUGGAUCGAGUUUACCUGUCCUGCUCGCACUGCGGUGCUCUUUCGAGAAAUGAGAAAACGCCUUGAUGAGGUUUUAGAAGUCUUAGUUGCAAAACCCUUGGCGGGUUUGGCGAAUGUAGAGAGUCAGAAGGAGGGUGCGGUGGUCGAUGCCAUUGCCUCGCUACUCAGGGGUGAGGAGAUUAAGGCUGCCUGGAAACCUGGAAGUGGUGAUGACCCAAUGAACAAAGGAUAG
Nannochloropsis gaditana CCMP526 is the source of this 7371-nucleotide messenger RNA. Its product is annotated as deah (asp-glu-ala-his) box polypeptide 36. Gene Ontology annotation, biological process: protein phosphorylation. Gene Ontology annotation, molecular function: protein kinase activity; ATP binding; RNA binding. Gene Ontology annotation, cellular component: intracellular anatomical structure. Bases 1 to 7371 code for a protein of 2456 amino acids. The transcript is spliced from 3 exons. The record is from RefSeq and is a predicted model, not a curated record.